This is a messenger RNA of Ipomoea nil (Japanese morning glory), 1140 nucleotides long. RefSeq lists its product as uncharacterized. The record is from RefSeq and is a predicted model, not a curated record. NCBI's taxonomy places the organism in Eukaryota, Viridiplantae, Streptophyta, Magnoliopsida, Solanales, Convolvulaceae. The coding region runs from base 1 to 1140 and encodes 379 amino acids. The transcript has 2 exons.
AUGGCCUCUAAUGACAGCUCAUCCCCUGAUAAUUCUGCCGACCAGGCUCUUGCCACCACCUCACCACCGGAAACUGCACCACGAACCACCCCAUCUUCCAAUAUGUUGAACCAAGCUCAUCACUACGUCUCCAUUAAGCUGACCGCCUCGAACUUCCUGUUCUGGAGAGCGCAGCUUGUGCCGUUCUUACGAGGUCAGAACCUAUAUGGUUUCGUUGACGGCACCACCGCUUGUCCGCCGGAGUUCAUGGCUGCGUCGUCUUCCGAUGCCCCUCCGGCCAUCAACCCUGCGCAUGCUCUAUGGAUCCAACAAGAUCAAUCCAUUUUGAGCAUGCUAUUUUCCUCCCUUGCCGAAGAAGUUCUCUACUUGGCCAUUGGCCAUUCAACAUCGCGAUCGUUGUGGACUGCCGUCGAGACUGCGCUUGGUUCUUCAUCGAGAGCACGAUCCCUAAGCCUUCUCACCCAACUCCAGAAUCUGCGCCAAGGUGAUUCCUCCCCUUCAGACUAUCUGGGCAGAGCUCGGGUUCUCAUCGAACAGCUCAUGCAAGCUGGCCGGCCGGUCUCCCUAGAUGAACAGAAUCUUCAUGUUUUCAGGGGGCUCCGACCGGAAUACCGUGGCCUAGUUGCUUCCUUGACCGCAAACAGCAAUCCCUUAACAUUACCGGAGGUUGCUGAUCUUCUCGCCACUCACCAGUACCUAUUUCUAGAAGAUGCUCAUUCCGCCGCUGCUGCUCCGCCGGCGGCGUUCUUCAGCCAGCAGCCACCGGUCGCUCGUGGUCGCGGACGAAGCCAUCGUGGACAGCGGGGGAGGGGGCAAUGUGGUCGAGGCAGUAUACGGUGUCAAAUUUGCGAUAUCCCGGGGCAUACGGCGUUAACGUGUUAUAGACGUUAUUCCGAUGGCACUGGCGGCAACCCUCCACCUCCUGCAGUUCGUCCUCAUGCCCCGCAUGCAAAUGUGGCUCUUCAUCAAGAUGAUUUGCAUUCUGCUCCCUUCACUAAUGUCUGGUUACCAGAUACAGGAGCGAACGCUCAUGCUACUCCAAAUCAGGAUAUAAUUAAUGACACAGAACCAUACACCGGCACAGAACACUUAAAGGUUGGCGACGGUACAGGAUCUGGUCACCCAUCAAACGCUCCUUAG